Messenger RNA from Andrographis paniculata, 1522 nucleotides. RefSeq names its product NAC domain-containing protein 2-like. The record is from RefSeq and is a predicted model, not a curated record. Gene Ontology annotation, biological process: regulation of DNA-templated transcription. The coding region runs from base 171 to 1082 and encodes 303 amino acids. Lineage: Eukaryota; Viridiplantae; Streptophyta; Magnoliopsida; Lamiales; Acanthaceae. The transcript is spliced from 3 exons. Gene Ontology annotation, molecular function: DNA binding.
UCCAUUUUCUUCGAUUCACGGAAUCUGAAGUCUAACCAUUCACACGGCGGCCGGCGGGAGACCACAGAGGAUAUCUAUCUGCUACUGCUAGAGAGGGAAGGAGGGAGGGAAGAGAAAGUCUGCUUGCGGGUCCAAGGGGGACGACAAUUUGUGUUGAGAGCUCGUAUUGAAUGAAGAUUGGUCAACAGCAAUUGAAUUUGCCGGCGGGAUUUAGGUUCCAUCCGACGGAUGAGGAGCUAGUGGUGCAUUACCUUUGCCGAAAGUGCGCCGGCCACCAGAUUGGAGUGCCUAUUAUUGCUGAGAUUGAUCUCUACAAGUUUGAUCCAUGGCAACUUCCAGAAAUGGCUGUGUACGGUGAAAAAGAGUGGUAUUUCUUUUCUCCAAGGGACCGGAAAUAUCCCAACGGUUCACGGCCGAAUCGGGCGGCAGGGACAGGUUACUGGAAGGCCACCGGCGCCGAUAAGCCUGUGGGGAAACCGAAGACUCUGGCAAUCAAAAAGGCUCUCGUCUUCUAUGCCGGAAAAGCUCCAAGAGGUGUCAAAACCAAUUGGAUCAUGCACGAAUACCGCCUCGCCAAUGUGGACCGAUCUGCCGGAAACCGAAAGAAUUCGAGGCUUGACGAUUGGGUAUUGUGUCGACUAUACAACAAGAAAGGAGCUAUCGAAAAGCAUUUGAAUGUGGAUCAGAAGGAAGUGCAGUUCUCGGACAGCGAAGAACAGAAGCCGAAUGUGGAUGAACUAAUGCCAUGCAGCGGAACGUUAGCACCACCGGAGAAGACAACAUUGUCAUCAACCCAAAUGAUGAACGACCACAUGCAUUUCGACACAUCCGAAUCAGGGCCAAAGCUGCAAACCGACUCGAGCAGCUCAGGCCAUGAGCUGUCGCCUGAGUUCAUAUACGACAACAGGGAGGUCCAGAGCGAGGCCAAAUUGAGCAUGAGCGAUUUCCAGAGUAGCCUCGAUGUUCAGCUGAAUGACUUCGACGGGUUCCAAGAUGACCUGUUCUUCGGGUCGCAAAUGAACUACAACGAUCAGAUCUCUCUGUUUCAAGAUGUCUUUGCUUACAUGCAGAAGCCCUUCUAAGUUUUUCGAGGCUUGAAUAGCCGCAGCCAUGUGUAUACACCAGGUACAUACAUACGUAGUGAUUGCUUUCGAGAGCCUUGAGACGUUGGAGAGAGUUGUCGAUUGUUGUCUGAAAUCGGAAGCCCAGAGCAGCGCGGCGAUUGUUGAUUCGAGUGAAAAGAUUGCCAUGAGAAGUGAAUGCAGGAGGGGAUGAAGUGGAGGGUGUUGGUCUAAUUCGGUUCGAUUUGAUUUAGGAAGUAUAGCAACAGAAAACAGGGCAUUCUUGCCAUGGUUAAAAACCUCCAUAGUUUGUGUGAGUGUCUAUGUUGUUGUUAGCUCUAUUCUUUCCAUUUGUAUUAUGGAUAGAAUAUGUAGUGUAGCAUUCUUGUUCUUGUUCUUAUUCUUAUUCUCAUUCCCAUUCUUGCAGUAAACACAGGCAAUAAAAUUUUGGAUUUAAUUUA